This is a messenger RNA of Coregonus clupeaformis (lake whitefish), 1453 nucleotides long. RefSeq lists its product as uncharacterized. Lineage: Eukaryota; Metazoa; Chordata; Actinopteri; Salmoniformes; Salmonidae. The record is from RefSeq and is a predicted model, not a curated record. The coding region runs from base 159 to 1382 and encodes 407 amino acids. The transcript is spliced from 5 exons.
UCAUGUGCAGGAGGGGGAAUUUGUGGGGUGUUUUUCUCGUCACCAUUGCGUGGAACUACUACAGCUAAAGGAACUGCUAGAGGUGAUAAAUACUAGAGGGUUUAAUUAAAUAGCACUUUGACAGAAGCCAGGAAGUCAGACUUUUAAUCUCAAACAUAAUGGAAAUUCUGGGUUCUCUACUAAUCCUUUGGCUGGGUACCAUCACAGGGACCAGGGCAGAUGUCCAUCCAAUAGACAAAUAUGGGUUGAAGGGCAGUGCUGUGUGUUUGGCAGUUAGAGAAAACCCUCAGCAAGAGAUGAAAAUGAAAUGGAUGAUUGAUGGUAAUGUAAUAGCUUUGAGUGAAGAAGUUUCUCCUCAAUACAAGGAGAGGGUAGAUUAUAACUCCACAGACUACACUCUUUGUCUCAGGAAACUGGAACAAACAGAUGCUGGAAUCUACAUUGCAUAUAAGGUUGAGAAAUGGAAGGAGACACAAGUGGUCAAAUACAAUUUGAUGGUCCAAGAAGCUGUUUCCAGACCAGUCAUGGAGGUGGUGUCUCUCUACUCCAACUAUACUGCUGGACUCUGUGAUGUCACAGUGAACUGUUCAGUUACAGGUGUGUGGGUGUUGUCUGUCUGUGAUGGAGGUCAGUGCACACUGUCACAGCAGUCUCUGUCACACACCAGAGUCAACAUCAUCAUCUCCAAUGACAACGGGACUAUCCAGUGCACCGGCAGAAAUCACUUCAGUGCAGAGACCAACUCACUUCGCAUGGAGGACAUAUGUAUUGGUGAGAAGAAGGGGAGAGCUUCAACAUUACCAGUUGUGACCAUUGUGGGCAGUGUUACUGGUGGACUAUUCUUUGUUGGUGUGUUAGUUGGUGUAGGAUGCCUCAUAUCAACCAGAAGACGGCAAUCCCCUAAAGAGCAACAGUCUAUGCAGGCUGUUAUUACAGAAGUUGACAACCCAGUGGCUGCUAUGCCAGGAAGACCAGAACCACAGAACACCCCUGGUUCUGAGGUGACAUCUAUCUACGUCACUGCAGGGAGACCAGGAGCAGUACCAGCAGCAGCAGCAGCAAUAGAAGAACACCACCCAGUGGACAACGGGUACACUUCACCAGAAGAAAAUAUAGAACCACAUUCCCCCCCACAGGCAGACGCACUCUACAGCACUGUGCAGCAACGAGCGGUAGAAGAGUACCACCGAGUUGACAAAGUGGGCUGUCCAAAACAAGAGAGGCCAGCACCACAUAGCCCUUCUGAGGCAGAGCCUACAUCAAUCUACUGCACAUUACAGGAGCCAGCUUUAGCACAGUGCCACCCAGUGGACAAAGAUGGAAAUAACGUCAACAAACCAGACACAGUGUACUGCACAACAGGAGAUCAACUACCCCACUAAACUACCCUCCAUCCCUCUCAGAGACCCCCCACUAAACUACCCUCCAUCCCUCUCAGAGACCUCCCACUAAA